Messenger RNA from Brachypodium distachyon (stiff brome), 1467 nucleotides. Its product is annotated as probable carboxylesterase 15. The coding region runs from base 225 to 1262 and encodes 345 amino acids. Lineage: Eukaryota; Viridiplantae; Streptophyta; Magnoliopsida; Poales; Poaceae. Gene Ontology annotation, molecular function: hydrolase activity. The record is from RefSeq and is a predicted model, not a curated record. The transcript has a single exon.
GUCCUUCGAUUAACUGAAAGACAUUAAACAAUCCAGCAUUAUCCCCUGCCUACAAUGUUUCGACAUCUCCGGAAGUGUACCCAUCAGUACAGUUCGUUCAGAUCACGUGCUGGGGGGUUACUCUGCUAGUAGCUAAGUUAGGUGACGUACGUAACUACCCGGUGUGCACGAUGUCCAUUAUAUGACCCGCGCAGGCACCGCGACGGACACGGCUCUCAGCUCUAAUGGCGUCCUCAGCUGAUCCAGCCACAGAACCGUACGUGGUGGAGGACUGCCGCGGCGUGCUGCAGCUCCUCAGCGACGGCACCGUCGUGCGCUCUGCGGCGCUGCCCUUCCCCGCCGGCAACGACGACGGCUUGGACAACGACGGCCGCGUGGAGUGGAAGGACGCCGUGUACGACGCCGGCCGCGGCCUCGGCCUCCGCAUGUACAAGCCCGCCGCGGCCGAGAAGAAGCUCCCCGUGCUCGUCUACUUCCACGGUGGUGGCUUCUGCAUCGGCUCCUACGCGUGGCCCAACUUCCACGCCGGCUGCCUCCGCCUCGCCGCCUCCCUCCCCGCCGUCGUCCUCUCCUUCGACUACCGCCUCGCCCCCGAGCACCGCAUCCCCGCCGCCCACGAGGACGCCGCCGCUGCCCUCCUCUGGCUCCGCUCCCAGCUCGCCUCUGACACCUCCAACCCGUGGCUCGCCGACGCGGCCGACCCGCGCAGAGUGUUCGUGUCCGGAGAGUCGGCCGGCGGCAACCUCGCGCACCACCUGGCCCUCCGUUUCGGCGCCUCGGGGCUCGACCCCGUAGCACACAUCGCCGGGUACAUACUCCUCAUGCCGGCGUUCAUGUCGGAGCAGCCGACGCGGUCGGAGCUGGACUCGCCGGCCACGGCGUUCCUGACGCGGGACAUGUGCGACCGGUACGGCCGCCUCUCGUUCCCCGCCGGCGCCAACAGGGACCACCCGCUGCUGAACCCGCUGGGGCCGGAGAGCCCGAGCCUGGACCCGCUGCUGGACGUGGCCAUGCUCGUCGUGGCCGCGGAGGGCGACCUGCUAAGGGACAAGAACGUGGAGUACGCGGAGCGGCUCAAGGCGUUGGCCGCGGAGAAGGGGAAGGGGAAGGAGGAGAACGUGGAGCUCGUCGUGUUCCAGGGUGAGGAGCACGCCUUCUUCGGGGUCAAGCCGAUGUCCGAGGCCGCCGGCGAGCUGGUCCGGGUCAUCGGGCGGUUCGUGGCGAGGUCCGGGUCCGGCACGGGCGGCGGCCAGAUGAGUUGAGCCGUCACUGUCGUCCGUGUGGCGUGGAGCUCAAUGUGUUGUCUUCUCAUUUAUCGCCCGACAAAUAAUGGAGGUACCAAUGUCCACAUGUUCAUUGAUCGGGAAAUAAUUGUGAUAAUUGCUUGAUAUAGUUGCGAUUUGGUAACGUCAUGGAUGGUGGUGACUGGUGAGAGCUUGGCUCAUGCAAUUCUGCUUUUGCGUUAAA